CAGCCCCCUCCACGACAGGCUCUCUCUCUCCGUGUAGCUCCUUUCCUUUGGAAGCUGCCUCGCCCCAAAGCCACGGCUCGUUCUGGUUCGAAUCUCUACCGAGAAGGGAAAAGGAGUCACGAACUCAAACAGCCGGAUGUGCAGUGUCACAGUGCGUGCUAGCUUGGGAACGGAGGGCGAUUGGUAAACAUGGAGCAGAACGCGCGCGCGCCACCCCCACGCGGCAUGUUGGGAACAUCAGCGCCGCUGCAUCGCAGAGACUAUUGAGAUAAACAAAGCUGAGCGCCAGACGCGACCUCCAUCGCCGCUUUACACGACCCAGCUGCUGCUGCCGCCUCCCCCCACUACUGCCAUCACCAACGCGAAUUCAGCACGGGCCCCGCGCCAGACCAGCCCGGACCCCCGGACUCGGCGGGGGAGGUCGAGGCAGUGCGGCCGCCGCCCACGCCGCCAGAUCGUGACAAACGAGGCGCGCCCCGUGCUCGUGUAAACAGCGCAAAGAAGCGCGGCGCCCUCCCUGGGUGGCGAGAAGACGCGGGGAGAGACGCGGGGAGAGACACGUGGAGAGACAGGAGGAGAGACGCGGGGAGAGACACGUGGAGAGACAGGAGGAGAGACGCGGGGAGAGACGCGGGGAGACGCGGGGAGAGACACGAGGAGAGCCACGAGGAGAGACACGAAGAGAUACGCGGGGAGAGACGCGAGGAGAGACGCGUGAAGACGCGGGGAGAGACACGAGGAGAGACGCGGGGAGAGACACGGGGAGAGACACGAGGAGAGACACGAAGAGAUACGCGGGGAGAGACGCGGGGAGAGCCACAGGGAGAGACGCGGGGAGAGACACGAGGAGAGACACGAGGAGGAGAGACACGAGGAGAGACACGAAGAGAUACGCGGGGAGAGACGCGGGGAGAGCCACGGGGAGAGACGCGGGGAGAGACACGAGAGACACGGGGAGAGAAACGUGGAGAGACACGAGGAGAGACACGGGGAGAGACACGGGGAGAGACACGUGAAGACGCGGGGAGAGACACGGGGAGAGACACGAGGAGAGACACGAGAGAGACACGAGGAGAGACACGGGGAGAGACACGAGAGAGACACGAGGAGAGACGCGGAGAGACACGGGGAGAGACACGAGAGAGACACGAGGAGAGACGCGGAGAGACACGUGAAGACGCGGGGAGAGACAGGAGGAGAGACGCGGGGAGACACAAGAAGAGAGACACGAGGAGAGACGCGGGGAGAGACACGAGGAGAGACACGGGAGAGACACGAGGAGAGACACGAGGAGGAGAGACACGAGGAGAGACACGGGAGAGACACGAGGAGAGACACGAGGAGGAGAGACACGAGCAGAGACACGAGGAGAGACACGAGGAGGAGAGACACGCGGAGAGACACGAGAGAGACACGAGGAGAGACACGAGGAGAGACACGAGAGAGACACGGGAAGAGACACGGGAGAGACACGAGGAGAGACACGAGGAGAGACACGAGAGAGAGACACGAGAGAGACACGGGAGAGACACGAGGAGGAGAGACACGAGGAGAGACACGAGGAUCAGAAGCUGCAGUUCGCGUGUCGCCACCGCCAGGCGACACCGGUGCUGCUCUACUCGAGAGAAGAGCCACGUGAGCGCGUCCCUCACGUCACGUGCCAUGGCCUGGAGCCUCCUUGCGCCGCUCCUCGUGUUGCUCUCGAGCACGUGCUGCACAGCAACACUUAAUCGGCCAAUCAUGGAGGCGUGCGCCAGUCACGUGAUCCUUCCCGGCGCGAAAGGUGAGGUCGGUGUGCAGGGAGACCGUGGUGAGCCCGGAAGGCCUGGAAAGCUGGGCCCACCUGGAGAGAAAGGCCUGCCAGGAGAUAAGGGAUGCAAGGGGGAUCAGGGACGGCCAGGCAAGAUUGGGCCCAUAGGAACCAAAGGCGAGAGGGGCAGCAAGGGUGACAAUGGACCCCCCGGGCCUAAAGGGCAGCAAGGCUUACCGUGUAACUGCAGCCGCAUGCGUGUUCUCAUCGGAGAGAUGGACAUCGUGGUGACUCGCCUACGCGAGGAGGUCUCCUUCCUCAAGACCGCAGUGGCGGGCGUGCGUGAGACGGAGCGCAAGGUGUACCUGCUGGUGCGUGAGGAGCGCGCCUAUUCCGAGGCGGCACUGCACUGCCGCUCGAGGGGCGGCCUCCUCGCCAUGCCGCGGGACGAGACCACCAAUGCGCUCCUCGCGGCCUACGUCAGCCACGCCGGCCUGGCACGCGUCUUCAUCGGCCUGCACGACGGAGCGCGGGAAGGGGCCUUCGCCUACGAGGACGGCGCGUCGCUGGGGCCCACGGCCUUCACCCGCUGGCGGCCCGGCGAGCCCAACAACGCGUUCGGUGGAGAGGACUGCGUGGAGAUGGAGAGCGGCGGAGGUUGGAACGACGUCAGCUGCGCCAACACCAUGUACUUCGUGUGCGAGUUCACCAAGGAGGAGCUGUGACUGCAGGAGGUGGUAGUUUUAAGGAGGAGGUUGAGGAGGUGAGACCGGCUUCACGAGUCGGUCAAGUGAGGAGGAGUGUGAUUGGAUGUGGCUGUGACUAGGGGAGUGUACCUGGAGAAGGAUGUAGCAAGGAGGCGGGUGAGAGGAGUGUGACUCAAGGAUGUGGGUUUAAGAAGCAGGAGUCAUGAUUGGAGGAGAGAGGAUUUAAUGGAGGGCCUGCUAUUUUGGGGGUUUUUGAAAGGGCACGCAACCUAAGAAGUCGGGUUAACGCUGAUGUAACUGGAAGAGAUGCACUUAAUGAAGAGAAAAGCGCGAUAAGUGGGAAACAGGUUUAUCGAAAACAUGUAGGUGUAUUUGAGAGGAGGUGUAUGGAUAGCUGGGUUUGUAUGGUAUAUAGUGCAGAGUAUACACACAAACCUAUACUUGUCUUCACACUGCUCGCAAUUCUAGCAGCAGCAGCAGUAGCACGCGCUGCAGUGCUUCAUUCAGAGCCAUAGAGGAUGGGGUUCAUGUGAAGUUGGAGCCUCGAUGCCAAGCAGUGCAUCAAAGGAGGGCUUCAUUUCAGCCGGCACACCACAUCCAGUAUACAUAUCUCUAUGGCUGUGACUGCGAGUCAUGCGUCGCCUACUCCAGUCUACCAGUGAUCUGCAAAAUAUUCAUUGAGAAACUUAAUCCCUGCUGGCAAGGACUAAAUGACCUUGCUGUGGCACCGCAGUGGCGAGAAGUUAACUUCCUCGCCUGGUAUGCAGGAGGACGUAGGUUCGAUCUUGAUCCUGAUGCCUGUAUAUUUGGCGUUUGCAUGUUCUCCCCGUGAUUGCGUGGGUUUUUCUCCGCGUCCUCCUAUUUCUUCCACCAUAUUUAGAAACAUACGUUUAGAGUAUUUUACAGAUGUAGUGUGGAACUCACUCGAAGGAAAGGUAACAUAACACCUGCUCAUUCUUUAUUAAUCUCCAUACACGCCAGUUGUGAGCGCACACUUUACGUCACGCAUAACACCACGCGUGGUACACCUCAAUCCCUACCAGCUACCCCUCCUCUCUCAUACACUACUAGCUACCCCUCCUCUCUCAUACACCGCCCACACCUGCUCAGGACAAAGAAGAACCUCGUGCAGUCCCGCACGCCGGCUUCUAUUCCCCCAGCUAGACUCUGCUCACCUUCCAGGAUCUGCCCGACAGCCAACCCGCAGCUCACACAUAGACGCCUCUCCUCAGCUGCGCGUGAGCCACUCCAUUACACACGUGCCUCUCAUCAGCUGUGCGUGCUUUACUACACUACACAGAUAUACAUUUCCAUGCGAUAAGCCACUUCGUUGAGCUAUCAUUUGUGGCCAGAUCGCUUCUAAAAAAGAGCUACAUAGCUCCGUGGUCCUUAUCUGGUAAAAUAAAAAAGAGUUUAAAACCACAGGGUGGCUCUUCCUGCUGCUGUGAGAGGCCAGGCCAUGCAUUGGUUAUUGUUACUUUACGGGGGCAUUAUCCCAUUUGCGCCCCCACCCUGCCCCUUUCUGUGUCAGCUCCUCGUGGAUGCCUCCUCAUCUAGCAGUCACUUCUGCCAGAUUGCACAGGAGUUGCACAGUUGACACCAGACCUCCAAGGCCUGCCCUUAUGGAGUUUUACAUGGAGUCAAUAUGGAUACCUCGCAUAUGAGGCAAUGCCCCCCAUAACACCCCCCCCCCCAGGCCCCAUUACAGUUUCUUAGACUCAACUCUGAGACCCUCUGUAGAUCCUAACCUCGGUGCUGGAACUCCAGGGCCGGCCAGAAAGCCACGAGAACCCAAAGCUCCCCUCGUGUCGUUGUUUGCCCAGCCGGGAGCUGACCUCCCCGUGCCGCCCUCCACGUCACGAGCGAGGCAGCUCGCGGGGUCCAGGUGGGGGCCGGCGUCCAUGACGAGGUUCUUGCCUCGUCCCAUGCGUGUCGGGCACGAGUGGCAAGAGGCGCAUGUUUGCGUCUAGGUUUGAGUGCGAGUGGUUUUAGAGGGUCUCGUGUUUGCGAUGGUUGACUUCAUCUCCUUUUACAGGAAGGGAAAUGAACAGAUAUAGUGCAAUAGUCGACUGAACCGUCCAUGUAAAAGCAGGUUAGGAUUUACUUCUCAAAAUGUGACGAAUUAUAACUCACCUGAAGGAUGUCGUUUGUUUGUAUGAAUUGGUUGUACGCGUUUACAUGACAGUGAGCCUCCGUCCCCACGCUUGUGUAACACACAGCAGCGUCCCCCACAUGACGGAGCGCUGUAUCAGAACCGUGCACAGUAUUUGUCGGCCGGCAGGCAUGGAAGUUCACAUCCGAAUGGAAGCUGAAGAUCUGCACGCAGGGCUCAUUGUCAGCCGGGCUGUCUGCACCCGGCACACCGAAUCCAGAAUGCCUCUUAUCGUGGCUGUGGCUUUUGAGUCACCAACCUUCUCCAACUACCAGUGAUAUGGAAUAUAUUACGUGAGAAAUUUAGCCUUGGGUGCCUAUUGAGUAUCUACCCUGCGGUGGAUGCCUGGCUAUGUGGCAGCAGAAACGAGCAGGAGUUCCACGGCCUCAAAUCCGCAGCUUGGUGGUUCCCAACCUCUGGUCCAUGGGCCUCUGGCGGCCCACAAGGCCGUGGAAAGUAACACGCGGAACUUGCAGAUACAGGACGAUUUGGAGUCUUUUUAUAUUUGAAAAAAAAUUCUGGUGCGCGGUGGUGAAAGCAAAAUGUUUGUGUAUGGUUGGGAACCACUGCUCUGUACCAUCGUAUUCCUUGUUCAAGGACUUGCCACUGCACUAACCCUAACCAACUGGCUAAGCAGGCACUAGUUAGAACCCCAGCCCUGAUCAAAUAGCCAAUCAGCUUACACGGUUUUAACCCUAACCCUGCUCACCUUCUGCGCCCAUAUUCAGUUUCACGUCUCAGUUUUUCAUGGCGCCAUUUUGGCAAGACGGGAGUUUAAAGUGGAUUUUGUUCAACCGGGUGGGAACUCACGGGGCCAGGACGAGUCUCGUUUUUCGAAAGCGAUUUGGGUCACCAACAUACCAAACGCGAUCAAUACAAUGACGCUACAGAAAUGGAGCAAAUAGCAAUCGGAGCAAGAUCAACCACAUUCCAGAAGGAAUCAAAACGGUACACAAAUAUAAAUGUAUAUUAUAUUUUAAAAAAUAAUCUUUGCAUUGGAGUGUGGUGUGGGGAGAUGAGUGCUGGCUCGGGGCUGUGCUGGGUGAGGCUGAGGUGGGUGAGGUCAGCGCGGGAUGUGCCCAGUGGCGGUUCGGGAAAGAACGCUGCACCUGCUGGUGGAUUACAUUACACAGUUGAUUACAUUACCCUGUGGAUUACAUUAGACGGUGGAUUACAUUACACAGGGAAUUACAUCACACAGGGGAUUACAUCACACAGUGGAUUACAUCACGCAGUGAAUUACACCACGCAGUGGAUUACAUCACACAGUGGAUUACAUUACACAGUGGAUUACAUUACACAGUGGAUUACAUUACACAGUGGAUUACAUUACACGGUGGAUUACAUUACACAGGGAAUUACAUCACACAGGGGAUUACAUCACACAGUGGAUUACAUCACGCAGUGAAUUACACCACGCAGUGGAUUACAUCACACAGUGGAUUACAUUACACAGUGGAUUACAUUACACAGUGGAUUACAUUACACAGUGGAUUACAUCACACAGUGGAUUACAUUACACAGUGGAUUACAUUACACAGAGGAUUACAUAACACAGCUGAUUACAUAACACAGUGGA
Molecule: messenger RNA, 6188 nt
Organism: Lethenteron reissneri (Far Eastern brook lamprey)
Lineage: Eukaryota; Metazoa; Chordata; Hyperoartia; Petromyzontiformes; Petromyzontidae
Product: collectin-11-like
Biological process (GO): ossification
Molecular function (GO): growth factor activity
Source: RefSeq, a predicted model, not a curated record